UUUUCCCUUUCUCUAUCUUCCGUUCGCCCCCCGCACCCCAACCCCACUCCACAAACUCCCUCCAAUAUCAUUUGAUUCGUUCCAUUUUUUUCAAAUGGGGAGUGAUUGUGCUUAUGCCGAGCUGCGGCGCGAGUACGAUCUGCUUGGCUCGGGAACGACGUCCAUUGCGUUCGACGCUGCAGAGGAGAUGCUCUGGUCUGCCUCGGCGAGCGGGCGCGUGACGGGGUACCUGUUCCCGACCCUCGAGCGCUAUGCCUCGUUCGAGCCCCUGACGCGGCGCUCGCUGACCCAGGCACAGGCGCAGCAGCGAGCGGCCGAGCAGCAGCAGCAUCCCCAUGGCGGUGGCGUGCAGCUCCAGCUCCAGCACCAGCCCGUCGUCCAGCUGCAGCCGAUCGACAAUGGCGUUGCCGUGCUUGGCCAGGACGCGCUGGUCGUUGCGUCGCGCGGCGGCGUCCCGCUGCUCUCCCUCGCGACCGACGCAAUGCAGUCCCUCUCAUGCAUGUCCCAAGUCAGCGCCGCUCAGUCGGCCAGCUUUGUGCUUGCUGGAUCGCAGCCGACAAUGCUCAUUGCAGAUCUCCACAAGCAGCGCGUCGUCAAGGAGCUCGACGCAGGUGUUAUAGACCCGAGCAAUGGCACUCCAGCGGGCAUCACUGCCCUGCGCAAGGCCCGCUUCCUGUGCGCCGGGACAACCCAAGGAGUGCUGCAACUGCGAGAUCCAAAGUCGCUCAAAGUGGAGCAUCAGUUCACGGCAUUCACCGGGCCGGUUUCCGACUUUGAUGUCUGCGGAAACCUGCUUGCUGCGUGCGGUUACUCGUUCCGAGGCGGAAACAACCUGUAUGCCGAUCCCUUCAUCAAAGUGUAUGAUCUGCGCAACAUGCGCUCGACAGCCCCCAUCAGCUUCCCCACCGGAGCGCACCGCCUGCGCUUCUUGUCAAAGUUCUCGUCGCGCAUCGUCGUUGUUUCGGCUUCGGGUACAGUGUCUGCGUACGAUGCUUCUGGUACUGCUGCACCGCCGCUCUUCUACGGCAAGCUGGCCAUGGACACGAACGAGUCCUACUGCACGGCACUGGACGUGUCGGCCUCGUGCCAGCUGCUCGCGUUCGGUGACUCUUCCGGAAUGGUGAGCGAGUGGGUGCCGGCGCUCGUUGCCGACAAUGUGUGGGACGAGCAGCAAGCAUACCAAGGGCCGCAGCAGUACGACGAAAAUGGCGAGCCCAUUCCCAUGGACUACUCCCUCUACACGCCCGAAGGGCAGCUGCUCGAAUCACUUGACGGCGUCCAGGUGAAUGAGUUUUCGCGUGAGACCGAGCAUCCCGGGCAAGACGCUCUCUCGCUCUAUGACGGCGCUGUGCCCCUGGCCGUCGAGGACACCUCGGUGCCGCUUGCCUCGAUUGGCAUGCCAUUCCCGUCGAGCGACACCCUCAGCUCGGAUUGGCCAGUGUCGAAAACAGUCAUUGUGCGACGACCUCCUGUGCCGAUCGACGACAGUAUUCUUCGCGCCAUGCGCGUGGUCGACUUUGUCGGCUACUCUCCAAACGAACCGACCGUCCGCCGACGUAACCAGACCGUCUAUCCGCGCUACUGGAUUGAUCCCAUCGGCCAGGGCAUGCUUCGUGCCGCCGGUCGCAACUCGGCGGGUAGCGCCAAUGCGGCCCAAGCCGGGAGGCUUGCUCGAAUUGGUCCUGCAACAGCUCGUCGUGGGGCGCUUUCGUCACCCGCUCGCGAUCGACGACUGUUGGGCGGGCAAUCGUCCUCCUCCUCCUCCUCCUCCUCCUACUCCUCAUCUGGCUUGGACGAGUCUGUCCUGUACCGCUCGAUCGUACCACCAAAGUACAGAAAGGUGGAGGUCAAGUACACGCGCAUGGGCAUGGAGGACAUUGAUUUUGGCGACUACAAUUCAACCGUGUUUAGCGGUCUCGAGGCACAGAGCCCGAACGCCUACUGCAACCCAGUCUUGCAAGUCUUGUACUUUCUGGGGCCUCUGCGCUCCCAUCUGCAAAACCACCUGUGCUGGAAGGAUGCGUGCAUUGCGUGCGAACUGGCCUUCCUGUUCCACAUGCUCGACAUGUCCAUUGGCGGCACCUGCCAAGCAAACAAUUUGAUUCGCGCACUGCGCAACGUGCCGCAAGCGUCGGCACUUGGUCUGCUGCUUGCUGAUGAAUUUGCCUCCGCCAAGGCCAACUUGGCACGUCUGAUUCAGAGCUUUUUGCGGUUUGCGCUUCAGCAGGCGCACCAAGACUUGCUGCCAACCACGCCGUCGCUUGUCGCGUCCAACUCUCCCGCGCCGGCCGUCUCCAUCAUUCGCCAGGCCUUUGGAUCGGUCGUGGACACCCACACUCGCUGUACCUGCGGAGCAGAUCAGGUCAAGGCAACGGAAACGUUCAUUUUCGACCUUAUCUAUCCGCCGUCUCCCACCUCGGUGUCGGCAACAGGAGUAGGCGGCUCCACCACUGGUGCGAACGCUUCAGCAGCUGCGGCCCCGGCCUUGACACCUUCUCGCGCAGCUCACGUGCGACCAUUCGUCUCCAUCAUUGAGGAUUCGUUGCGCCGCGAGCAGACCACCAAGGCUUGGUGCGACCGAUGCAACAAAUUCUCGCUGAGCGAGCAAACGCGGUCGCUUACGAAUCUUCCGUUCGUCCUCGCCCUGAACAUGGCUGCUGACAAGGAAGGUGGCGCCGACUACUGGUCGGCCCUCGAAAAGGGUCAUGCAGCUCGGCACGCUGCCAACCUGCGCGCUGCUGCAGAUCGUCGAGCCGAACGCGAAGCGCGCCGGCAGCUAUUUGCAGACGAGUCUGGAUCGGAGGCUGACAACAAGGCUGCUACGGCUACGACUGCUACUCUUGCUGGACACGAUGACCAUCACCACCACUCUUCUCAUCCCGCCGUUUCAACCGAUCCAAUUCCCAGUGUGCCCAGUGCCUUGAAGCUCACCCUGCCCACGGCCGCGGAGGGUGGUGGCUCUGCUGCCAAGCGCGGUCGUGGUGUCUGCGUGAGUGAGAUACCCGUCAGCCAAGCCAUGCAGAGCAACACCGUCACACCUUUGAGCGCUGAGGACAAAGCUGCCGCGGCCAGUGCUGCUGCCAACGCAUCGAGCGCCGACUACCUGCUCGUGGCAACGGUGGUAUUGAUCAAAGACGAGGACUCGCCAUCUGGCCAUCUGGUGUCUCACGUGUGUGUCGCCGAAGAGUACAUGCGCCGUUUCCGACUCGAUCCCGCCCAAGUCUGGACCAUGAAGCCGUCCCGGUGGAUGUUGUUCAAUGACUUUUCGGUGCACGAGAGCUCCGAACUGGAGGCGACGACUUUCUACAGCGCGUGGAAGCAACCGUGCUCGCUCAUCUAUGUUCGCCGCGACCUGUUCCUGCUGGAUGCCCCCAUUCGAUCGCCGCUGACUCUGGCUGUCUUCCAUGAGAGUGGCGCAGGUGGUGUCGCCAGCACGCACGCAACUGCUCAAACGGUGCGCAAGCACGCUGGGCCAUUGGGUCUGUCCGUGGCAGCGCAACAGCAGCAGCAACAGCAACAGCAGCAACAACAACAACAACAGCAGCAGCAGCAGCAGCAGCAGCAGCAGCAACAACAACAACAACAACAACAACAGUUGGCUGCCGCUCAGUCGCGACGCAACAUGCACCCUCCCACAUUCACCCCAUUGGCGCCCAAUGAAAUCCCGGCCAGCGGUCAACUGGUGGCUAUUGAUGCCGAAUUCGUUUCGCUCAACCCAGAAGAAGCCCAGCUGCGCAGCGACGGCUCGAAGUCAACCCUCAAGCUCGCACAGUUCCACCUGGCUCGCGUCUCGGUGGUGCGUGGUCAAGGACCGCUGGAAGGCAUCCCGUUGAUUGAUGACUACAUUUCGACGUCCGAGCAAGUCUCUGACUACCUGACCAAGUAUUCAGGCAUCAAGCCUGGCGAUCUCGAUGCUGCGAUUUCGACCAAGCACGUUACCACGUUGAAGGCGGCGUACGUUAAACUGCGGUACCUGGUUGAUGCUGGCGUCAAGUUUGUCGGCCAUGGCCUGCAGAAGGACUUUCGUGUCAUCAACCUCCUGGUUCCUCCAGACCAAAUCAUUGACACUGUUGAGCUGUACAGCCGCAAGCGGCAGCGCAAGGUGUCUUUGCGAUUCCUCUGCUGGUACUUGCUCAAGAUUGACAUUCAGGCCGACAUGCACGACUCGAUUGAAGACGCCCGCUGCGCGCUCUUCCUCUACCGCAAGUACCAGGAGCUUGAAGCUGAAAACCGCGUCGAAAGCACCAUUUCCGAAGUGUACGAGGCCGGUCACAAGUAUGGCUGGAAGGCGCCACACUGGGAUUAAGUUGAUUUUGUGCUUUUGCUCUUUGUGUGUGUCUUUUUUCCCAUUCAACUCGAAUUACACACAACC
This is a messenger RNA of Capsaspora owczarzaki ATCC 30864, 4372 nucleotides long. Its product is annotated as ubiquitin specific peptidase 52. The transcript has 2 exons. Gene Ontology annotation, molecular function: nucleic acid binding; protein binding; poly(A)-specific ribonuclease activity. Gene Ontology annotation, cellular component: P-body; PAN complex. The record is from RefSeq and is a predicted model, not a curated record. Lineage: Eukaryota; Filasterea; Ministeriida; Capsasporidae. Bases 95 to 4306 code for a protein of 1403 amino acids. Gene Ontology annotation, biological process: nuclear-transcribed mRNA poly(A) tail shortening; mRNA processing.